Molecule: messenger RNA, 405 nt
Organism: Dromiciops gliroides (monito del monte)
Lineage: Eukaryota; Metazoa; Chordata; Mammalia; Microbiotheria; Microbiotheriidae
Product: 60S ribosomal protein L32-like
Exons: 1
Coding region: 1-405 (134 amino acids)
Biological process (GO): translation
Cellular component (GO): cytosolic large ribosomal subunit; ribosome
Molecular function (GO): structural constituent of ribosome
Source: RefSeq, a predicted model, not a curated record
AUGCCUGCCCUCAGACCUCUCAUGAAGCCCAAAAUCAUCAAGAAGAGGAACAAGUUCAUCUGCCACCAGUCAUACCUAUAUGUCAAGAUCAAGAGAAACAGGUUUAAGCCAAGAGACAUUGACAAUAGAUCACAAAGAAAAUUCAAGGGCCAGAUCUUGAUGCCCAAUAUUGAUUAUGGAAGCAAUAAGAAGAUGAAACAUAUGUUACCUAAUGGAUUAAGGAACUUUCUGAUGCACAAUGUCAAAGAGAUAGAAGUGCUGCUGAUGUACAACAAAACUUACUGUGCUGAGAUUGCUCACAAUGUUUCCUUGAAGAAUCAGAAAGUCAUAGUUGAGAGAGCAGCUCAGCUAGCCAUCAAGAUCACCAAUCCAAAUGCUAGAAUGAGAAGUGAAGAAAAUGAGUAA